AUGUCCGGCGCGCUGCUACGGCUGCAGAACCUCGCUGCGCAGCUGUUCCCCUCACCUGCCACUGCCUCGGCUAAGGGCGGCAGCAGCUCCCACCAAGCUACCAACAACGCACUGGAAUACAAUCACCGCUACAAUUUCCACACACUUUCGCCCACCAGCUUCUUGCCGCGUGCGGCAGCUAUAGAGCCAAAUGCAGAGGCAAUUCAUCACGUCACAGCCAACGGCCGCACCUUGCGCCGUACGUACGAAGAGGCGGCAGAUCGUGCCCGCGGACUAGCGUAUUUCCUAAAGAAGCACGCCUACAAGCGUGUCGGUAUUCUCGCGCCCAACACCCCGGCUUUUCUGGAGAGUUUGUUUGGCAUCGCCGCGGCGGGUGCAGUCAAUAUCGCUGUCAACUACCGUCUCAAAUCCGAGGACAUAUCCUAUAUCUUCCAGCACUCGGGUGCAGAUAUAAUCAUUGUCGAUGCCGAAUUCACGUCGUUGCUCGACAGCUACCGCGCCACCAGCCCCUCGAUUCCCAUUCUCGUGGACACGGAUACGGAUGCUACCGAGGGCGAGCUGAGUGGUCCGUUUGACGAAGCCGUACUUGAGGGUUUGCACUACGAUAAGCAGCAGGGUAGCAAGGGCUGGUCGGGAUUGGAGGCGCAGGCGGCCCACGAGGACGAUGUCAUUGCUUUGGCAUAUACAAGCGGGACGACGGCCCGACCCAAAGGAGUCGAGUACACGCACCGAGGCGCGUAUUUGGCUGCGAUGGGUAACGUGGUGGAGAGCGGAUUGAACUUCCAUAACGGCAGAUGUGGCUACCUGUGGACGCUGCCUUUGUUUCAUGCCUGUGGCUGGACCUUUCCCUGGGCAGUUACGGCUGUGCGCGGAACCCAUUAUUGUCUCCGAAAGAUUGACUAUCCCCGGAUUUGGGAGUUACUUAAACAAGGAAAGAUCACUCACUUUAAUGCCGCACCCACGGUCAACACGCUGUUGUGUGCCGCGGACGAGGCAGAACGUCUUCCCCAGCCGGUCCGGGUGACCGUGGCCGCUAGUCCACCAACCGCGCAUCUUUUCGAGACCAUGACGGAUCUGAACCUCCAUCCUGUGCACGUCUAUGGAUUGACUGAGACGUACGGGCCUAUUACGAAGGGCUACCAUAUGCCUGAAUGGGAGGAGCUGCCCUUGAAGGAAAAGUACGCAAGGAUGGCGCGGCAGGGGCAUGCCUUCGUGACGAGCCUUCCUAUCCGCGUGGUCAAGACGGAGCUUCCGGAGGGGGAGAUCGUCGACGUAGAGAAGAAUGGAACGGAGAUCGGAGAAAUCGUCUUCACCGGAAAUAUCUGCUCCAAGGGUUACUACAACGACCCGGAAGCCACCAGGAAGCUGUUCGCUGGUGGUGUGCUGCACUCGGGAGACCUGGCGGUAUGGCAUCCUGACGGCGCGCUCCAGAUCCUGGACAGGGCAAAGGACAUCAUCAUCAGCGGUGGCGAAAACAUUUCCUCUGUAGCCUUGGAGGGUAUGCUCGUGACUCAUCCGGAUGUGUUGGAGGCAGGCGUCGUGGCGGUCCCCGACUCGCACUGGGGCGAGAGGCCAAAGGCGUUCAUAACGGUCAAGCAGGGCAAGGCGUUGGAGGGCGACGAGCUCAUCGCGUGGGCGAAGAAGCACAGCGCAAUCAGCAAGUUCAUGGUGCCGCGCGAGGUGGAGGUGGUGGAGGAGCUGCCGAAGACGUCGACGGGGAAGGUGAAGAAGAACGUGUUGCGGGAGUGGGCGAAAGGAGCGGAUAGAUGGCCGGCGAGGUAA
Messenger RNA from Diplodia corticola, 1782 nucleotides. Its product is annotated as amp-binding domain. The record is from RefSeq and is a predicted model, not a curated record. Lineage: Eukaryota; Fungi; Ascomycota; Dothideomycetes; Botryosphaeriales; Botryosphaeriaceae. Bases 1 to 1782 code for a protein of 593 amino acids. The transcript is spliced from 5 exons.